GCCUACCUGCAGCGCUGGGAGUGCGCGCUGGCGCACCUGGCGCGCUGCCCCGACCGCUUCGACGCGGAAUUCCUGCCCCUGGCGCGGGAGCGCGCCCUCUACGGGCCCGCGCUUGCGCUCUUUCCGCCCGGGGACGCGCGCUACGCCAAGGUGGCAGCUGUGUAUGGUGAAUACUUGCUGAAGGAGAGAAAGUUGGAAGAGGCUAUAGUCAUGUUUCGUCGAGCAGAACGCUGGGAGGAUGCACUUGAGGCGAGCUGCCUGGCUGGGGACUGGCAACAAGCCCUGGUGCUCCUGGCCAAGUUGCAAUAUGUCCCAGAGAAAAGAUUGGAGAGCCUUCGCGCUGUGUCUUCAGUGUUGUUGCAGCAGAGACGCUUCCAGGAGGCUGCGCUAGUCUUGUUCCGGCACUGCUCUUGUGUGGAGGAGGCCUUGAGUGCCUUGUGCCAAGGGAGAUGCUGGGCAGAAGCACAGCAGGUGGCUGUGGAAGCAAUGCGCCCUGACUUACUUGAACAGGUGAAGCAGGGCAUUGAGGACCACUUUGAACAAAUGCAAUCUGAAGUUGCUAACCACAGGACUACUUACGAGGCCCAUCUCAAGCGCCUGAGAAUCGUUAGGACAGAGAAGCUCAACCAGCCAGAAGAGAAGGAUGGAGAGGUUGGCCCAGAGAGCGACCUAUUCUCUGAUACCAGCAGCACGUCUGGUUCAGGCUCCGGCUCCUUCCAGUCGGGCCGCUCUGGCUCACGCUCAGGAAGGAGCACCCGUUCUGGCAAGAAUCGUCGGAAGCAGGAGCGCAAGCUGCUUAGUCUCAAGGAAGGCGCUCCUUACGAAUACCUAGCACUUCUUCGUGCCAUGCACCAAAUCACCACAGCAUGCUUUGCUCUCAGAAAAGAAGUACGUGCCUUGUGCCUGGCUUUGCUUUCUGUGCAAUGUGACGUGGACGCUGUUGCCCUUCAGAGUUCGUUGUCAAGUGCCCUACAGUUGAUGGAGGACUCCAGGCCGGAGGUGUGGCCUCCGGAAUUGACCUCCCCCAACGCCCUUACAGCUGUGGAUGAGCAAUAUGGGCCUGAUUCUACUGUCAACAGCAUAGUGUCUGGUGCUCGGAAGGCCAAAGUUCCUUUGGAGAAUUGUGAAUUACUAGAACCACAGUACCGAAUACCUCCACAGGUGCAAGAUCAUCUCAACUGGAAGCUAUCAGUCUUGAAUGUUUAGUGUGCGAUGGAAGCACAUCCGAGUCCUGCGCAGUGGCGCCUUCGCCAUCGACCAGACCACCAGUUCGCCUCCCGCCAGCAGCUGAUUUCACGUUCGGCCAAGAUGGCCGACGGGUGCUGCUAAUCGCUCUGUAUAAAAAGGGCGGCGAGCCGCUUUCUAGCACAAUGCUUCGCCACUUCGACUACGCUGCCGUGAGGCUACUGCGUUGUUGAGGGCGGAGGAGGUGGAGGAGGAGGAGGAGGAGGAGGAGGCGGCGGCAGAGGCGGUGGCGGAGGCGCGGCCCUGGUUGCUGCAUAAGGGGCCCGUCCGGCGGCGGCGGCGGCUAUGACGAAGAAGUUCGAGUUCAACUGGCAGGUGCCGGUGCCCGAGCCCCUGCUCAAGGGGUGCGUGUUCGACCGCUGGAGCGAGGACAAGGACUCGUUCCAGCUCGAACCCAAGUGCCUCUUCCGCGUCGACGAGUACGGCUUCUUCGUCUACUGGAAGAGCGAGGGCAACGAUGGAGAUGUCAUUGAGCUGUGCCAAGUCAGUGACAUUCGAGCGGGCGGGUUACCAAAGGAGCAGAAUCCCAAAUUGUUGGCCCAGCUUGUGAAAGCACAUGGAGAGAAUCUGGAAGAAAAGUCGCUGACCAUCUGCAGUGGAACGGAUUAUAUCAACAUCAACUAUCAGCAUGUAGUUUGCCCAGAUGCUGCAACAGCCAAGGAGUGGCAAGCAGGGCUGCGGGCCAUCACCCACAACAACAAGAUCACCAACGUGUGCGUGCGCACCACGCUCAUGAAACACUGGAUGCGGUUAAGCUUCCUAGUGAAUCCAAAAGGCAAAGUUCCUGUGAGGGUUGUCGCCAAGACUGGUGUAUCAGUGUUUGGCCGAUCUUGGCUUGCCCAGUGAGAAGAAUGAUUCCAUUGAGCCCGCAGACUUCACUUUUGAGAAGUUCUAUGAACUCUACCACAAGAUCUGCCCUCGCAACGACAUUGAGGAGCUCUUCCAGCUAAUCACACAAGGGAAGGCAGACUCAAUCACUUUGGAGCAAUUCAUCAACUUCCUGAAUGAGAAACAACGUGAUCCACGUUUGAAUGAAAUCCUGUAUCCUCUGUAUGAUGAAAAGCGAGCUGCAGAAAUUAUCUGCACAUAUGAACAGGAUGAGGCUGUCAGAGCUGAAAAGCGUUUAACAAAAGAUGGUUUGAUCCGCUAUCUAAUGAGUGAUGAAAAUGCCCCUGUAUUUUUGGAUAGACUGGACAUUUAUAUGGAUAUGGAUCAGCCACUUGCACAUUACUACAUCAACUCCUCCCAUAAUACGUAUCUCACUGGUCGACAAUUUGGUGGAAAGUCUUCAGUGGAGAUGUAUCGGCAGGUACUGCUAGCCGGCUGUCGCUGCGUGGAGCUUGACUGCUGGGAUGGGAAAGGUGAAGACGAAGAGCCAAUCAUCACCCAUGGGAAAGCCAUGUGUACAGACAUCCUGUUCAGGGAUGUGAUCUAUGCCCUGCGAGACACAGCCUUUGUGACAUCAGAUUACCCAGUGAUCCUGUCAUUUGAAAACCAUUGUUGCAAAGCACAGCAGUACAAACUUGCCAAAUAUUGUGAUGAGGUAUUAGGAGACCUGCUGAUAAGGGAACCUCUACCAGACAGUCCGCUGGAUCCGGGAGUACCUCUGCCAUCGCCCAACCAACUGAAACGCAAGAUCCUCAUCAAGAACAAGCGUCUGAAGCCAGAAGUGGAGAAGCAGGAGCUGGAGCUGUUCCGGCAGGGGCAGUUUGUCAUUGAGGAUGAGGAGAAAGAAGAUGCUCUGGCUCCUGUAAUCCCUGAGAAGAAAGAGGAAGUACCUCCAGAAGUUGACCCUGUAGCUUUGGCAGAAGGAGAUGUUCCAGUCCCCCAAAUUCAGUACACCGGUUCCACCACAAAUGUGCAUCCUUGGCUGUCAUCCAUGGUGAACUAUGCCCAGCCCAUCAAGUUCCAGGGAUUUGAUGUAGCGGAACAGAAAAACAUCCACCACAACAUGUCAUCCUUCGCCGAAACAACAGGCUUGGGUUACCUGAAGUCCCAGGCCAUAGAGUUUGUCAACUAUAAUAAGCGACAAAUGAGUCGUAUCUAUCCCAGAGGAACAAGAGCAGAUUCUUCCAACUACAUGCCACAGGUGUUUUGGAAUGCAGGCUGUCAGAUGGUGUCCCUUAAUUUCCAAACACCUGAUCUACCCAUGCAGCUAAACCAGGGCAAAUUUGAGUACAAUGGCAAUUGUGGUUACUUGUUGAAACCCGAUUUCAUGCGGCGGGUUGAUAGGUCUUUUGACCCUUUUGCUGAUGCACCUGUAGAUGGAGUGAUUGCAGCACAGUGCUCAGUGCAGGUGAUAGCCGGUCAGUUCUUGAGUGACAAGAAGGUUGGAACGUAUGUUGAAGUGGAUAUGUAUGGGCUUCCAACUGACACUAUUCGCAAAGAGUUCAAGACCCGCAUGGUUCCAGGCAAUGGGCUGAAUCCUGUGUACAACGAGGAGGCAUUCCUUUUCCGUAAGGUAGUGCUCCCAGAUCUGGCUGUGUUGCGGUUUGGAGUGUAUGAUGAAAAUGGACGUCUUCUGGGACAGCGCAUCUUACCCCUGGAUGGUUUGCAAGCAGGCUACCGGCAUAUCUCUCUGCGCACAGAAGCCAACUUCCCAAUGUCACUGCCUAUGUUGUUUUGCAAUAUAGAUUUAAAGAUUUAUGUACCUGAUGGCUUCGAAGAUUUUAUGGAUGCAUUGUCGGAUCCACGAGCCUUCUUGUCUGCGCAAGAGAAGCGUGCGCAGCAGAUGAAGGCAAUGGGCAUUGAGGAAACAGACAUUUCCACCAAGGACCUGGUGGGUGGUGGAGGGUCUGGUGGAGAUGCGAAGAAAGGCAGCAAAUCAACCAAGCCAGGAGCUGGCGGUGGUGUAGGUGGUCCGGAAGAGAAGAAAGAGGACUUGAAAUUCGAGCCCAUCACAGUGGAGAGCCUGAGAGCAGAGAAGGGCUUCCAGAAGUCAGCACGCAAGCAGCAGAAGGAAGUUGAAGCCCUACGGAAGCGCCAGCUGAAGGAAAGGCUUGCUGUGCAGAAACAACAGUGUGCUGCUAUUGAAAAAGCCAUCAAGGGUAAAAACAAGUCCGAGCUGGCAGGUGACCCUGGUGUGCGCAAGCUGGUGGCAGAGCAGACGUCUCAAUGGUCUGAGCUGGUGGAGCGCCACCGGCGUGAGGAGUGGGCCACAAUGAAGCAGCAGUUGACAGAACAGCAAGAGAUCCUCAAGAGGCUCAUGGAGGUGGCGCAAGCAGCGCAGAUGAAGCAGCUGGAGGCAAAGCAUGAACGAGAAAUGAAGGAUAUGAACACACGGCAAGCCAAGAUCUCUGUUGAAACAAUGAAAGAGGUGGCAAAUGACAAGACACUGAGAACAAAAGGUGAAAAAGAUCGCCGGCUGCGUGAAAAGAAGCAAAACAACACAAAGAAGUUCAUGGAUGAACGCAAAAUGGCGCAAAUGAAGCAGGGCAAGGAACGUGAAAAGCUGAAACAGAAGCACGACAAGCAAGCAGAGGAACUGCAGAGAGACUUACAAGCGCUGAUUGAAAUGUACAAAAACGAGGAGCUGGAAUACGAGUUGGCGCCAAAAACAGAGUUCUUUGCGUGAGUGUGUUUGGUGCUAGUUAUAAGUGCAGAAGAGAGAGCUGUGCUCUGCAGAGAACCAUGCUCAUUAUUUUGGGGAACAAGUACAUGCUUGUGAGCGAGCAAGUGAUAGAGUAACUCUUGUUCAGUUCCCACUGCUCCAUUUAUUCUUAGUCAAAAGCAAAAUAUGUAGAAAAUGAGGACAAUUCAUCGAAUUAACUUUAAUUUUAAGGAAUUGAUCAUUUAUCAAACAGAUUGGUUAAAUAACUCUAAUCCAUAAUAAGACAAAUUUCCUUUAAUUUGAAAAAUACAUAAUGCAAUUUGUUCUUUCACUUUCUCCCAAAGUUUGUUCCUUAUUUGAGUAAUGAACUCUUUUAACUGUUCUAUUUUGUACUUGUAAGUCAAUAAGGGUAUUGAGAGAUUGCCUACUUCUUUAAGCUGAAAUGUCUUGGCAUAUUUGAUUUUAAGAGCUGUUUUUGAAUAAUUAACACAUUCUCAUAGAUCUGCAAGCUGCAUGUAUGUUUUGUAAUUUUUUUACUUUUUAUUUACUGAAAUAAUAGUAUGUAAAAAAAUUGUCAUAUGUUGUCAGCAGGGUGGUACUUCAAAUGAUCUCAUUUGUAGUAGUUUUGGAUUGAAAGGAAAUUUAAAAAAAGUGCAAAGACAUAAAUUUGGAUACUUCAUUUUAUUUUGUAAAACUAUUUUUGUUAUGUAGAGUAUUAUUUUGAAGUUACAUGGUAUGAAAGAUGUCUAUAUAUAUAGCAAUUCAUAUAUAUUUAUUAUAUAUGAAUUUAAAUGUAAAUAGUGUAAGCUAUUUUUAUUUUUCCUAAAGUGGUUUUAGAUUCGCUGUUUUAGGCAUCACAAAUUUUUGCUGUUGUAUUUUCAUAGAGCAAACUUUUAAAUUAUUUUCAUUAUUAUAUUUAUUUUAAUUUUUCUCUAUUUUAAUUCUUCUCUAUUUUAAAUACAUUUUAUCAUCUGUUGAAACAAAUAUGGGAGCAUUGUUGCUUCUCUCAUAUGCCAAUUGUAGCCAAUCUCUCAUUGCUGCCUCGCAGUUGCUCGCUCACUUGCAGUAAGCGUAUUGCCUCAUGACUCUUGCCUUGUGCUGAACUGGUGUCUUGUGCAAAGUUCUUAGGAACAUCGCCACAUCUUCAGCUGGACGAUACCAAAUGAUAGCAUCAGUAAGACGUACAGAUGGCUGCCAGACACACAGUCAGAAAACAAGGGUUCCAAAGCACUGUUCAUACUGCAAGCUCAGUUGAUCAUUUAGUAUAUCAAAAUUUGUGAUUGGAAAAUCUAAGUUUUGAGAUUUCUUUACAGUACUUUGUAAGAAAUAGUUUUAAUGAAUAACUGGCUUCAUAGAAAUAGCGAAUUCUGACCAGCAGUCUUCGUUUUUGGAAUAUGAAAUGCAGUAGAUCUGCGUAACGCAGAACAGCAGUACUGUUAUUUGUCGAUUUCAAAUUGAUUAUAAUAUGCAAAAAUAUUUGUUAAUGAGGCAGGCAUCAUCAAAAUUUAGUAGCCACUCCUAUUGUUAAAGAAAUCUGAAUUAUGUAAUCAAACAUAAAGUCAUUAUUUGUCUUCCGGCUUAAAAAAUAAGCAAUUUCAAUUAGUUUGCUAAUUGUAUGUUAGAAAAUUAUGUGACUUUGGUAACUGAAUUAGCUUGGACAAAAAGCAAAAUUAAGUUAAAUGACUGAAUUUGCUUUGAGUACAAAUCCAGAAUUCUUGGUGUGGAGCUCAUGGUCAAAGAAAUGUUUAUACCUCUCCAAUUUGGCAAUGGCCAUUGCUUAAGACAAAAUGCCAAAUCAUAAUGUUGCAUUCCAUAUUAGAUCUUGAAGGUUCUUUUUCGUAAUAUCCCAACUUUUUAUGUGAAAAAUUUGUAAAUUAAUUUUAUUUAGUCUAAGGUUGUAAAAAGAAUAAUUGCUCAAAAUUUAAGAAUAGAUAAUAUGAGAAUGCAGUAUUUUCAACAGAUAUAUGUAUGUAUCUUCAAGUAGUUUUGUUAAGACAAUAUGUCAAAGUUGAAACCCAUCAAUAGAUAUCAAACGAACUCGAUGGAUAGUAAGUAGGAAGACUUGGGAACCUUCGUUGAUGGCAAUUUGCAAUUUGAAUAUUUUUUUGCAUUUGAAAUAUGGUUUGGCAUUACAACUUUCCAUUAUGCAUUUGAUGGAAAUCAUUUCUUCAUUCCAUUUCUCUACGUGGUUUGUAUUAAGAUACAUAAUCUCAGAUAUUGUUCAUUCAUUCUCCAAAAUGCUACUAUGUGCUGUCUUUAAUAGCACUCCUCUGCCUGCAUUUAUAGAGGAAAGAUUCAUAAUGAACUUGUAGGUCAGUGACAUUCUAAAACCAAAGAAUUUAUAGCAACUUUUUCACUCAUUGCAUACAUGUUACAACUUAUUUGUUAUAGUUUACAUCUAAUUUAGUUUCUGAUGAACCAGAAAUGUUUGUGGACCAAACUUUGAAAAAUUUUAAAACUUGAGUUCAACUGGUAAACAUGAAGUAAAUGUGGGCAACAUGAACAUUAAGAAAAAGUAUUUGUGAUGAGGAUGAGGAUGAUGUUAUAUGUAAAUGGAAUUGAUUAUCUGAAGGAUUAUGAAACUUCAAGUUCCAGUUCUCGUAAACCAGUUGUAGUGGGGCUGGCAUUCAUCAGACAUUAUUUCAGUAAUGCCUAAAUAUUGAUAAGAUUAAAUUGGAGAAAUGUGUAACUGUUAUGAUCAGUUCUGAAAAGUUGCCAUUUGAAGCCAAAGAGAGAUAAUGUAAUGCCACUUACUAGUACAUAUUAUCUGCUGUGUGUUUGCUGCAGUACAUCUGUGCUUCUCUUGUACAAAACAUUAUUUUAUGGAAAUUUGGUUCCUUUGGAUGCAGAUCUGUACAGAAUGCAAUCAUGUAAUUUAAACUAAUUUUAGAGAUGGGAUGGGUUUUGUUUUGGAAAGUACAUUUGUUAAUUCCAGUUCUUGAUUAAUAUUUUUCUAUCGUGUAUAGAUGAUGUAGUAAGCGGUGUGCGUUUCAGAUGUGGGAGCAGUGAAAGUAAUUUCAUUGUAAUAUUUUAAUGGUUGUGUGAAUGAAAUGGCUUGUUAACAUUCUUUAUGGAUUAAAAUGUCCAUUUGUGAGCCUUCUUUGCAAAGGUGUAGUAUGUAAAUGUAAGAUACAAGAUGUAAUUGAGUUUUGGAAGAAUAGAUUUAAGCGAAGCUGAAGAACUGGAGUCAUAUAUACUGAAUCGCUGUAGUUAAUAACAGCUGUCUUAAUCUUCUGUGGGUACUGAAGUGGGACAAACCAGGCGAUGAAAAUGCGGUUGUCUGUUGGAGCUUUUUGCUAAUUAUUGUUAUAUUUCAUAUAGUUUAUGUAGUUGUUUUGGUUUUCAAAGAGUAAAGAAUAUUGCCUGUACACUUUUUCUUAGUUUUGUAUAGAUAAGUUGUGGAAUGAUGAUGCUUUUCUGGCAGAAAACAAAGUACUGUUGCUUUCCAAUAGUGAGUUCUAAAUUAGGCACUGAUUUGUCUGUCCAUGAGAAAGGAAAUUAUUUUAAAAGAAUCUGUUAAAAAAUUUCAAAACAUGUUUAAAUUGCUCUAAUAUUAAUGAGAGGUAUGAAAUUACAAAACCAAAAUACUAAGUUUUAUUGUCAGAAGUGUUAUUGUUUUUCACUUUUCAUUCAUAUACGAAAGAACAUUGAAUAAAUUGUCUCUCAAUUAUUUUAUUUUUUAAAUUUUAUUGAUAUUCCGAACAUCACCACUAAAUUUAAACUUAAUGGAUAAGCUGUGCUAUACUAAAGGGGACCAACGAUUUUCAGAGACAGUGCAAUAUGCAGAUUAAGGAGUUCAAAUUUAAAGAAAAAGUGUGUAGCUAAUACUUUGUCUCUCCAAGGAUGUAAUGACGAAAUUGAGGAAUGCAAACAAGGAACUUUCAAGCCAGUGUCCACAAAUGUUUGAGUACCAGACUGCCACGGUUUUUCAGAAGAAGGAAGUAAUAGCUGUUAUGAACUGUAGUGAAACUCUUGCCAUUUUUUUCCUAAACAAGAAAUAAACAUGCAAAACAAACUGUAAGGCCUGAUUCAUAAUGAAAAUGUUGAAAUUGAAAGGACAGCAUUCAUGACAGCCUCAGAAUUAAACAUUGAGGCAAAACAAUAACACUAACAAAAGCAAUGUAUAUCUCAUACUUAUUGAAAAUGUUUUGGAGAUGUGUGAAUUUCUUAUUAUUUAAAACAAUUGUUGAAGCAUGAUAAUUUAUUUUUCAUUGAAACAUCUUGUUUUCAUUUGUUCUUGUUUGUUUAUACUUUUUGAAAGUGUGUGAUUGUUUUAGAAUGAAUUGGAAAAUGUUAAAAUAUAUUAACAUGGACAGAAAAGUGAACAAACUUCUUUGUAAAUGUUUAUUGCUAAAGGGAGUGUUAAUGUUUAUGAAUGUGAAUGGUCCUGUUUAAGACCAUGGCAGCAAGCUUUUGCAUCUAAAUAAUAUGUUUCAUUGUGAAUGAGGUUAAAGUCUCAUCUCUCAUCUUUAUGAACGUUAUCCUAGGGCCCUUCCUAGUCUCCUGCCUAGGGCCCCUCCGUUCUGCCAGAGCUUGCCCUCUUGAGCGUAGCUGUCGUUCGUAGUCGAGUUGUCAUUUGCAGUUUGGUAACACCCCAAUGUUUUAACGAAUGUUGAACAGCAGUUGACUGCAAUUAAAGUUUGAAGAAAAACUUUUAGCAACUUGUACUGAAAAUAUGUCAAGUUUAUUUUGUAAUAUUUAGUUGUAGCUGUGCAAUUGUCUCUCAGAUCAGCACUGCCUAGAGAUGAUGGAUUGUGGUGAUAUGUUUAGAAAAAGAUAAGGAGAGGUGGAGAAAUGUAAUUUUUUCACAGUAUUUGUAGUAAUUUGUGAAAGUUCUUUCUUUCUACAAUAAAAUUGUUAAUUUUAUAUUUCAUUAUUAUAAUAUCAUGAGCUUAUUUCAUCUAAUCUUGUUGUUAAGUAGGAUAUGAAUACUUGCUCACCAAGCAGUUAAUUCUCAGUAAAAUAGGCAGUGUAGAGCUGGGCCAUGAAACUGUUAGUAAUACAGAUGCAUGUCACAGAUACAGCUAGUACAAUUGAUGUUCAAAAGAUUUAUAUGUAAUUUUAAUAUUAAUGCCAAAUGUUCAAUCAAUUAAUAAUGUAAUUCUGUGUGACAAGUCACUUUUUCAUUGCCAGAAUUGAUGUAUUUCCUUACUUACUAAGGAAAUCAUUGCUGUCAAAAUAUUUUAACUAACAAAAAAUCCAUCAAAUGAUUUAUUUUAUUUUGGCCAAAGAAGUGGACUGUCAUCAUGCAUUCUGUGCUAAAAGGGUCUUAUGAUGUUUUUUGAAUUGGAUUGUUGGUGGUUGUCUGCGGAGGAGAGAGGAAAAAUAAACUGCCCGUUACACCAUUGGGGUUCUAUCCUUCAAGUGAACAACUCUAUAGUAGUUGAUGUGUACUUGUAAAGAUAGUUAAAUGUGUAUUCUCUGUUACAUUUUACAUGUUUAUUGUGAAUUGAGUGGUCUCAUUUUGUCUUAUAUAGUGAAAGAUCUGUACCUACAUUAUAUAACAGAAUAAAGUGAUAUUUAUAUGUCAUA
Gryllus bimaculatus (two-spotted cricket) is the source of this 10327-nucleotide messenger RNA. Lineage: Eukaryota; Metazoa; Arthropoda; Insecta; Orthoptera; Gryllidae. The record is from the annotation of a GenBank genome assembly.